AUGACCAGUAUCGGGUUCCCGAUACCGACUGCAGCGAAUGGAAGGACACUCGUUGGCGGUCGGUUUGCGUUGGACGCUCAACAAGCAUCACUGGUUCUUAUGGAGGGUGAAAUCCUUGCCAAUCGCUGGGCACUUUUCUAUCUCAAUCAGCCAUCGUUAAUUUUUUCGAAUAUUGCGCAAUACAUGUUCGUUGAUGAAAAACAAACAGUUGGAAUUGAUUUAACCGAAAAACUAUUGCUAAAGCUUACGGGAAUGACGAAAGAAAAUAAAGCACACGAUUUUAACCGAACCACAGUCGUGUGCAAAGUAGAGCGUGAAAAAGGGCAUCGUUGGCCAAAAGACAGCUCAGUGCGAGAAUGCCUUGCGCAGCGCAUUGAUGAGCCGUUGGUUCAGCUUUUCUCACCAUCACAGGAAUCCACCAAAACAACAGUGCUCGAAUUGUUUGAGUAA
Molecule: messenger RNA, 450 nt
Organism: Gongylonema pulchrum
Lineage: Eukaryota; Metazoa; Nematoda; Chromadorea; Rhabditida; Gongylonematidae
Source: the annotation of a GenBank genome assembly